AUGUUUGGCCUGAAACUCCGACGGCAAGGCUGUCUGUCAUGUCCAUCUAUCACACUGCGCGCGGGAAUCGCUGUUCGCUCGUACUCUGCCCGUGACAACAAACGCUCCGCUGCUUCCGUCUUCCCCCCCUUUCCUUCGGCUUCUCCUGCGCCGCUAUACCGGGGAGCAUUGAGCGCUAGGAAAAAUACUCUUGCCAAAAUACGAGCAUGCAGUGGGGAUGCUAGAGCGACCCGCUUCAAGAAAAAAAAAGCACAAGGCGGCUGUGGGAAUCCCAACACCCUGCCCAAUGACAAACACCAGAGCCCCGUGCUGCAUCCGUUUGUACCGACACCCGCAGCUGGCCAUUUUUAA
Messenger RNA from Bipolaris victoriae FI3, 351 nucleotides. RefSeq lists its product as hypothetical. NCBI's taxonomy places the organism in Eukaryota, Fungi, Ascomycota, Dothideomycetes, Pleosporales, Pleosporaceae. The record is from RefSeq and is a predicted model, not a curated record. The coding region runs from base 1 to 351 and encodes 116 amino acids. The transcript has a single exon.